AUGACGCUCUCACAGGACUCACACCAGGCCAUUCAUGAUCACCCCACAGACCCUCCCACGCUACUGGCACCACGCACGCCUCUAAGCCCCGCAUACUGGCACCACGCACGUCUCUAUCAUCUCCCACUCCUCCAGACUCACGCCCCUAGACCCUCCCACGCUACUGGCACCACCCACUCCUCUAGCACCUCCCACGCCUCCAGACUCACGCCCCUAGACCCUCCCGCUACUAGCAUCUCCCACGCCCCCAGACCCUCCCCACGCCCCAGACCACCUCCCACUUCCCCAGGCCUCCCGCCCCCAGACCCUUCCACGCUACUGGCACCACCCACGCCUCCUGGCAUCUCCAUGCCUCAGACCCUCCCGCCUCCAGACCCUACGCCCUCGGACAUCCACCCCCAGACCUCCCGCCCCAGACCUACGCCCUCAGACCAUCCCGCCCCCCAGGCCACUCCCACGUCCCAGAUUCUCCCACGCUACUGGCACCACCCACGCCUCCCUAGCAUCUCCCAUGCCUCCAGACCCUCCACGCCUCAGACUACGCCCUCAGACCAUCCCACGCCCCCAGACCCUCCCACGCCCCCAGGCCUCCACGCUACUGGCACCACCACGCCUCUAGCAUCUCCCAUGCCUCCAGACCCUCCCGCCUCCAGACCUACGCCCUCAGACCAUCCCACGCCCCAGACCCUCCCGCCCCAGAUUCUCCCACGCUACUGGCACCACCACACCUCUAGCAUCUCCCAUGCCUCCAGACCCUCCCACGCCUCCAGACCUACGCCCUCAGACCAUCCCACGCCCCCAGACCCUCCCAUGCCCCCAGGUCCUCCCACGCUACUGGCACCACCUACACCUCCAGCACCUCUCACGACACUAGUACCUCCUACACCACCACCAGGCAACUUGAUCACCUGUGUGUCCCGCGUGUACCUGACCCGCCCUCUACAACCUCCUCAAAAUUAA
Messenger RNA from Homarus americanus (American lobster), 960 nucleotides. RefSeq names its product vegetative cell wall protein gp1-like. The coding region runs from base 1 to 960 and encodes 319 amino acids. NCBI's taxonomy places the organism in Eukaryota, Metazoa, Arthropoda, Malacostraca, Decapoda, Nephropidae. The transcript is spliced from 3 exons. The record is from RefSeq and is a predicted model, not a curated record.